AGCCUCACAAAAACUUCAGGGACCAGCAGCAGAAGCACCUCUCAGCUUGGGAGACACUUCCACCACAGGACACCAGGAAACUUCCUGGAUCCUGAGGUGAGAGCAUUUCUGGAGGAGAACACUGAAGUCAUCAGCAGUGGAAACCUCACACCAGAGAUAAGACUGCGGCUUCUGACACCUCGCUGCCGAUUCUGGAAGGAAAGAGCCGACUUGUGGCCUUUUGCUGAUCCCUUCUGGGCAAUCUAUUGGCCAGGAGGCCAAGCCCUAUCCAGAUAUAUUUUAGAUAAUCCGAAUAUUGUCAGAAUGGGAUCUGUAUUAGAUCUUGGGAGUGGAUGUGGAGCAACAGCAAUAGCUGCCGUGAUGAGUGGUGCAUCCCAUGUCCUCGCUAAUGACAUCGAUCCUAUUGCAGGAAUGGCCAUGGUCAUCAAUUGUGAACUGAACAAUGUGAAUCCCUUUCCUAUUGCAAUUAAGAACAUCACUGAUACAAAACUAGACAAGUGGGACCUCAUUGUGUUAGGGGAUAUGUUUUAUGAUGAACAUCUUGCUGACUGUCUGCAUCACUGGUUGGGGAAGUGCAUCAAGAUGUAUGGAACUAAAGUUCUGAUCGGUGACCCCGGGAGACCUCAGUUUACAGGCCACAGCAUUCACCGUCAGCUGCACAAAGUGAUAGAAUAUUCACUUCCUGAGCCAACUAGACGAGAGAACAAUGGAUUAACAUCAAGCAUUGUCUGGAGUUACCAGCCUUGACUCGCAGUUUCUUCAAAGGCUGCUAAAGGUGGAAAGAGCUUGUACUUGAUGGGGGGUUGGGGGAGGGAGUAUUCUAUAUUUAUAAAAUGUGAAAAAAGAACAUAAGUCAGAUUCUUGGCUAAUGUAACUUGGUCUAGUUCUACGGAAGUCAAUACCACUACUUCAUCUUAGAACAAUGGAAGAUUUGGCCCCUAGUUUAGGGAAAAGCUUGCAGGUAAAUUUCACUCUCAGAUAAGCACACAGGCCUCAAUCCAAGUGCAUCUCCAAAGGCAGUUUUAGGUCCAUCAUUUUGCUUAUACGAUAAAUGUACCAGCUUCUUUGUCACAAAACAUGUCAUUUAAUAUUUCUUAAGAUUUCCACUAUAAAACUUUAUUUGUCCUGUAGGUAGGCACACUACUCUCAUGUGUGUUUCUUAUUCACAUACACUGAAAAAAAAAAUCAACAUUAGGCUUCUUAAAACAGAACAUGUGAAUUUGUUAGGUCAUUAUAUAGUUGGGGAGAACCUGGACUGACCCAGGGUAGUCCAAAUGUAUCCUCCUCUUAUUUUUUCUCUCUCCUCGUGACUGUCCAUAUAACUAAUCAGGUUUUUCUUCCCAUCUCAUUCCAAACUAUAUGUCUGUAUCCUGGUACCUUCCUUGAAUCUCCUGAGGCAGCCAGGGCUGUCAGUCAAGAACAACGCAUGGUCCUGAACUCACUUCUUCAUCUGGCCAGAGCUAAAAUGACUAAUCUGAUUAAUAAACUGAACAGACUGUGAACUAAACAGUAAUAUGAUUAGAGACUAAUUCAUGUGGAUUUUGAAAAACAAACUUUGUCCAUAUCCUCUGAAUACACAGGAAGGGCAGGGUUGAUGGGGAUCUGUCACAGAGAAAAAAAGAUUCAAGGUAAUUUCUUUUUUUCCCCUUGAGACAGCCAUUUCACUGACCUUUCUGCUUAGGAUGUAAUAAAGCAAAAGAUUAAGGGGGAGGAACUGUGUCAGAGAGAAGAUAGGAUAAUAGGCUACUUGCAGACAUUAAAAAAAAAAAAA
Messenger RNA from Alligator sinensis (Chinese alligator), 1771 nucleotides. RefSeq names its product electron transfer flavoprotein subunit beta lysine methyltransferase (gene ETFBKMT). The record is from RefSeq and is a predicted model, not a curated record. The transcript has 3 exons. The annotation marks the transcript as partial. NCBI's taxonomy places the organism in Eukaryota, Metazoa, Chordata, Crocodylia, Alligatoridae. Gene Ontology annotation, cellular component: mitochondrial matrix. Gene Ontology annotation, biological process: peptidyl-lysine trimethylation. Gene Ontology annotation, molecular function: protein-lysine N-methyltransferase activity.